AUCCCCCACAUGCCCGAACUCCACGAUCUCUCCCAAAUCGGACGCAUGUUGCGUUUUUGUGUGCCGCCGCCACCGGCCUGCUCUCCCUCGACAACGCGACAGCGCCGACUCAUGUGUUUGGGUGCCGCCGCAGGCUGCCGCUGCCGCAGGCCUGCUCUCCCUCGACCUCGCCCUCGCACAACGCCGCCCUGCCCUCCUCCCGGCGCCCCCGCCUGACGCGCCAGCCCCGUGCCCCUACCCGUGCCGUCAUUGCAGACGCCGAGGCGGCCUUGGCCCCUGCUGGUCGCCUCUGUGCCCGCCGUCGAAGUGCUCGCCCCCAUCCUCGUCGUGUCGACAUUGUUCACCCGUUGACCCCCACCCCCCCUGGAGCUCUCCGAAGUGGAUCUGAUCGAGCACCAUUCGCGAAGCAAGGAGGAAAUGUCGGGUCUUGAUUCUUUGCUGGAGUACAAUGAAAUUGUUAGGCAGAUGUUUGGUAAUAAAGAAGAAGGAUUUCAGUUUUAUAACAACUAUGCUAAGGAGAAAGGAUUUAGUGUGAGGAGAAGCUACUGUGAAUGGGACAAUGGCCAUAAUGAGAUUACCCUUCGAAAGUUUGUCUGCAGUCAUGAAGGUUUUCGGGAAGAGAAGGAGCUGAAGAGGGAGAGUAAGAAGCGGAAACCGUGGAAUAUUACUCGUGUUGGAUGCCGUGCUAAACUUUCUGAUUGCACGAGAUCAGAGCACAGGGCAGUGGUAUGUGAAGGAUUUCAUCGGUGGACACAACCAUCCGAUGGCGGAACCAGACGUUGCUUGUGUGCUGCGUUCACAUAGAAGAAUCAGCGAUGAUCAGAAAGCUGAGAUUUUGGAGAUGCAGAUUUCUGGGAUCCGCAAACACCAGAUAAUGGAUAUUGUGCAAAAGCAGUACGGUGGGUACGAUAAGGUUGGAUAUACAAUGAGGGACCUGUACAAUUUCUGCCAUCGCAAUAAGCUGGAGACAGUUGCCGCUGGUGAUGCUCAAACAGUCAUCAGUUACCUGACAGAAUGCAAACAUAGAGAUCCUGAUUUCUUUUUCCAGUACAAGACUGAUGGGGAAGGGCACCUGAAGGGACUGAUCUGGUGUGACUGUCAAUGUCGGCUUGAUUACAGAGCAUUUGGUGAUGUCGUCGUAUUUGAUAGCACGUACAAAACGAACCGAUACAACCUGCCUCUUGUUCCUUUUGUUGAAGUGAAUCACCAUGGCAGUACGGUUCUUUUUGCUUGUGGAAUUGUUGCUCAGGAGACUAUUGAGUCUUAUGUGUGGCUGCUUAGCACUUUAUCUGAUGCCAUGGCUCAGAAGCAUCCGGUUUCCGUGAUCACUGAUGGAGACCUUGCUAUGCAGAGAGCAAUCAGGGUGGUGUGGCCAAAUUCAUCUCAUAGGCUAUGCAUAUGCAUAUUGAGCAGAACAUUGUGCGUAAUCUGCAUGAUGAUGGUGUCAAGAAUGAUUUUAGGUGUUUCCUUUAUGAUUGUUGCUCCAUAGAAGAGUUAGAGAUGAAAUGGCUAGAAUUCUUGGAUAAGCAUAACGUUACAGAUCAAGAGUCGUGGCUUUAUCAGAUGUAUGAGAGGAGAGAAAUCUGGUGUGCUGCGUAUCAUGCUGGUAAGUGCUAUUUAGGACUGAGGAGCAACCAGCGGAGUGAGAGCCUGAACUCUAGGCUUCAGCUAAAUCUAGAUCGUAAAAUGACAUUGUUUGAGCUGGUGCAACACUUUGACCAUUGUCUUUCACGGCUGCGUAGUAAUGAAGCACAUCUGGACUUUGAUGCAGAGAAUUCUGAGCCAAUGUUACAACCAGAUGCUUCAACUAUUGAGAAAGAGGCUGCAAAAAUGUUCACACCAGGAGUUUUUGCCAAGGUGCAGUUCAGCAUAAAGCAGGCAUGAAGUGUUUUAUGAGAGAGCCCCUAGAUGGCUAUGAUUUGCAGACAUAUAUUGUUGGAAGGGUGGAUAAAGGAGACAAAGAGUACUUUGUGAAAUGUGAGAUAUGUGUUGAUGAAGGCACUCUGAAGAGAAUUUCUUGUUCUUGUCUUAAGUUACAGUCCCUUGGAACCCCCUACUCACACAUCUUCUUUGUAUUGGGCUAUCGUGAUGAACGCAAGCUUCCAGAGUGCUGUCAUUAUUUCUGCGAUUUGAGUUAAAUGCGACAUUAUUGACGGUAGUCAACUGUUACAAACACAAUAUUGACGGCAGUCAACUGUUACAAACACAUUGAUCAUAUUGAGGCGUUCGUUGAUCUGGGCGAUCAUGUCGAGGCGUUCGUUGAUCUGGGCGAUCUUGUCAUCCAGCUCCCACCGCUGCCGCGGACCGAGCUUGACGCUGGGCCAAAGCCGCUUCCGCUUCCUCGACUGCUCGGCGGCUGCUAGCCUAGACACGGCCGUGACGGUACCCAAACGGUCGAGCAGGGCGUCGACGUCAAUGACGGCAGCCCUGAGCUCCUGGAGCCAGAGCCUGACGGCUUGGGCGCGGAAGUAUGCCCCACAAACUGAUGAUAGCCCAAGUUCAUUGAGAAGCUCAGAUGUGGUCUAGGAUCACCUCUGCACUACAAACAUUAAAGUCAUUCACAAUUUUAAUGGGGAAAUGUAAAAUAUACUCUAAGAACGGUUGUUAUCAUGUCAGAGAGGGAUGUACUCUAUAGUAUUAUGAACCUAGUGAAAUGAAAGCAACACUUCACUAUAUGGUGGUCAUUCACACAAACAAGAGUUGAAUCAAAAGACAAUAGGCAAUUGCUGUCAAUUUAGACAUAUGAGAGCACUCCAAAGUUUUCACAAAAAAUUAUCUGCUUGCUCAAAUCUGGAUUACUACAAAUUAGGGUUCAAAUCUGCUUGCUCACCUAAUACAAACAUAAUAUCCCCCUACAAUGUACAACAACUCGUAAAAUCUCUAAUAGUCCGUGAAUUUGUUGGAUGAUAGCCACUGUAACUGAGGAUCAACAUCACAAUUCACCACACAAUUGCAAUGUCAUGAACUAGUUAUGCAUGAAUUUCACAUCAACAGGUUAAGUCUAUCAGUACACGAUGCUCUACCUUUUCUGCGUGGGGAUUUGAUAUUGAACCCCUUGUGCUGCUCUGUCUGCUGCAUCUUGGUGGCACAAUGGUCACACAUUCAUGGAACAGAAUUCGGACACUUUGGAUCCACCUUCCUACUCCUCGGGGACUUCAAGCUACCCUCUGAUGCAACCAACAACCAAAGAACACAAAAAUUAUUACAGCAGUGGACCAACAAGCUGCUGGAGAAAACAAGACAGGCCCCCAUUACGGGUGAUGAAGUUAACAACCUUCUGAGGACAAGGAGGAACGGCGGGAGUGGUGCGAGAAGAGUGAAAUGGGUGACUUGGCGCCCUCCGACGAGCCGCCGGCGACGGCUAUCUUGGCGAGGCAGGCGUCGGUGCAGACGUGGAACGGGUUGAGCGCAUCGGGGCAGCGGGGAUCCACCUUCUUCCCGUCGCCAUUGGAACCUUCGCGCACUGCGAGACGCACGCACAGAGAUGGGAUUUUUCAGGAGCAGCGCGCAAAGAUCGAAACUUGCUCAUGGACAAGGAGUUCCAGUGACGAAAUCCAGAAUUGCAGAUAGAGAGCUUAUGGAAGACGUAGAGGGGGAGGCCGCCAGAGCCGCCCUUGUCGCGGCGGCGCGGCCUGAGAUGCGUCGCGCC
Messenger RNA from Sorghum bicolor (sorghum), 3649 nucleotides. RefSeq names its product protein FAR1-RELATED SEQUENCE 5. The record is from RefSeq and is a predicted model, not a curated record. Lineage: Eukaryota; Viridiplantae; Streptophyta; Magnoliopsida; Poales; Poaceae. Bases 764 to 1489 code for a protein of 241 amino acids. The transcript has 2 exons.